Apodemus sylvaticus (European woodmouse) is the source of this 6529-nucleotide messenger RNA. RefSeq names its product disco interacting protein 2 homolog A (gene Dip2a). The coding region runs from base 119 to 4807 and encodes 1562 amino acids. The transcript is spliced from 38 exons. The record is from RefSeq and is a predicted model, not a curated record. Gene Ontology annotation, cellular component: cell surface. Lineage: Eukaryota; Metazoa; Chordata; Mammalia; Rodentia; Muridae.
CCGCGCUCGUGCCCGCGCCCGAGCGAAGCAGCCCCGGCCGCGCCCCGCCCGCUGCCCGCUGCGGGCGGCCGCUGCGGGUCUGCAGGCCCCGGUUAGGGGAACGCCUGAGCCACCGGCCAUGGCCGACCGCGGAUGCCCUCUGGAGGCGGCGCCGCUGCCCGCCGAGGUGCUCGAGAGCCUGGCGGAGCUGGAGCUGGAGCUGUCCGAAGGUGACAUCACUCAGAAAGGCUAUGAGAAGAAGAGGGCCAAGCUGCUGGCUCGGUACAUCCCCCUCAUCCAAGGAGUAGACCCAGGUCUGCAGACAGAGAAUAGAAUUCCUGGGCCCUUGCUGACGGCAGCUACAGCUAAACCACAGAAGUCUCGGCCUACCAACUCAAGGGAUGAGCGCUUCCGGUCAGAUGUUCACUCAGAGGCCGUGCAAGCGGCUUUGGCCAAGUACAAAGAGAGGAAGAUGCCCAUGCCUUCAAAGAGACGGUCUGCCCUGGUGCACUCUUCCGUGGAAACCUAUACGCCUCCAGACACGUCAUCUGCCUCAGAAGAUGAGGGCUCUUUGCGGCGACCUGGGCGACUCACCUCCGCUCUGCUCCAGAGCCAUUCCGGCAUCGAGCCCUGGCUCGACAGGGUCAUUCAGGGCUCGUCCACCUCAUCCUCUGCAUCCUCCACCUCAUCCCACCCGGGAGGGAGACCUGCUGCUGCUCCCAGUGCCUCCACUGCGCUUGCGGGCCUCACGGCCCACGCCCACAUAGAUCUGCACUCUGCCCCACCAGAUGUCACCACUGGGCUUGUGGAGCACUCACCGUCUGAGCGUCCCCAGAUGGCCUCCGUGGGAGGCAUUCCUCGAGGGCACGGCAGGAACGUGCUGGAGACAGCCGAUGGUGUGCCUGUGAACAGCAGAGUGUCCUCCAAAAUCCAGCAGCUACUGAACACCCUGAAGAGGCCCAAGCGCCCUCCUCUGAAGGAGUUUUUUGUGGAUGAUUUCGAGGAGUUACUGGAAGUUCAGCAACCAGAUCCGAAUCAGCCCAAGCCUGAGGGGGACCAGAUGGCUGUGCUGAAGGGAGAGCCUCUGUCAGCGGGGACUUCUGGGCCACUAUCUCUGUUGGGUGCACUGCAGCUCUGGGGCACAACACAGCCUAAAGCUCCCUGUCUGACAGCCUUGGAUACAUCAGGGAAAGCCACCUGCACCCUCACCUACGGCAAACUCUGGAGUCGGAGUUUAAAAUUAGCGUAUACUCUACUUAAUAAACUGACGAGUAAGAAUGAGCCACUGCUUAACCCUGGAGACAGAGUGGCACUCGUGUUUCCAAACAGUGAUCCUGUCAUGUUCAUGGUUGCGUUUUACGGGUGUCUCCUGGCGGAGCUGGUCCCUGUCCCUAUAGAAGUACCACUAACGAGAAAGGAUGCAGGCAGCCAGCAGGUUGGGUUUCUCCUGGGCAGCUGCGGGGUGACCCUGGCACUGACCACAGACGCCUGUCAGAAGGGCCUGCCCAAGGCCCCAACUGGAGAGGUGGCAACUUUCAAAGGUUGGCCCCCCCUCGCCUGGCUGGUGAUUGAUGGGAAGCAUCUGACCAAGCCUCCAAAGGACUGGUACCCGCUGGCCCAGGACACAGGUUCCAGGACUGCCUACAUUGAAUACAAAACCAGCAAAGAAGGCAGCACAGUAGGGGUCACCGUAUCCCAUUCAUCCAUGCUGGCACAGUGCCAGGCCCUGACCCAGGCGUGCGGGUACACAGAAGCUGAAACGUUAACGAAUGUGCUGGACUUCAAAAGGGAUGCUGGUUUGUGGCACGGAGUCUUAACAAGCGUCAUGAACAGGAUGCAUGUUAUCAGCAUCCCAUACGCACUGAUGAAGGUCAACCCACUCUCCUGGAUUCAGAAAGUGUGUUCCUAUAAAGCCCGGGCUGCCCUGGUGAAGUCCCGAGAUAUGCACUGGUCGCUCUUGGCGCAGCGAGGUCAGAGGGACGUCUGUCUCAGCUCUCUGCGGAUGUUGAUCGUGGCGGAUGGCGCUAACCCUUGGUCAAUAUCUUCCUGCGAUGCCUUCCUCAAUGUCUUCCAGUCCAGAGGUCUGAGGCCAGAGGUCAUCUGUCCUUGUGCCAGUUCUCCUGAGGCGCUGACAGUAGCCAUCCGCAGGCCCCCAGAUCUGGGAGGAUCUCCUCCAAGAAAAGCUGUCCUGUCAAUGAACGGCCUGAGCUACGGGGUGAUCAGAGUUGAUGCUGAGGAGAAGCUGUCGGUCCUCACGGUGCAGGACGUCGGCCAGGUGAUGCCCGGAGCUAGUGUGUGUGUUGUGAAGGUAGACGGUGCCCCUUAUCUCUGUAAAACUGAUGAAAUUGGAGAAAUCUGUGUCAAUUCUGUUGCCACCGGGACAGCAUAUUAUGGACUGCUUGGAAUCACAAAGAAUAUAUUUGAGACUGUCCCAGUCACUGCGGAUGGAGUCCCCGUCUCUGACCGGCCUUUCACCAGGACAGGCCUUCUGGGAUUCGUCGGGCCUGAUAACCUGGUCUUCGUUGUGGGCAAGCUGGACGGGCUGAUGGUCGUAGGAGUCCGCAGACACAAUGCUGAUGACGUUGUGGCGACUGCCCUGGCAGUGGAACCCAUGAAGUUUGUCUACAGAGGCAGGAUCGCUGUGUUUUCUGUGACCGUGCUGCACGAUGACCGGAUUGUCUUAGUGGCUGAGCAGCGGCCUGAGGCUUCGGAGGAAGACAGCUUCCAGUGGAUGAGCCGUGUGCUACAGGCCAUCGACAGCAUCCACCAGGUGGGUGUGUACUGCUUGGCCCUUGUUCCUGCCAACACCUUGCCCAAGGCUCCUCUUGGAGGCAUUCACAUUUCUGAAACAAAGCAGCGCUUCCUGGAAGGGACGCUACACCCAUGUAACGUGUUGAUGUGCCCUCACACGUGUGUUACCAACCUUCCCAAGCCUCGCCAGAAACAGCCAGAAGUUGGACCAGCCUCAAUGAUUGUUGGGAACCUGGUUGCCGGAAAAAGGAUAGCGCAGGCUUCUGGGAGAGAGCUGGCCCACCUGGAGGACAGUGACCAGGCUCGCAAGUUCCUGUUCCUGGCAGAUGUGCUGCAGUGGAGGGCUCACACGACCCCUGACCACCCACUGUUCUUGCUGCUGAAUGCUAAGGGCACGGUCACCAGCACUGCGACCUGUAUCCAGCUGCACAAAAGGGCGGAGAGAGUGGCUGCCGCUCUGAUGGAGAAGGGACGACUAGAUGCUGGGGACCAUGUGGCUCUGGUGUAUCCUCCAGGGGUGGAUCUUAUUGCCGCAUUCUAUGGCUGCCUGUAUUGUGGCUGUGUGCCUGUCACUGUGCGACCCCCACACCCCCAGAACCUUGGCACCACAUUGCCCACUGUGAAGAUGAUUGUAGAGGUCAGCAAAUCCGCAUGUGUCCUCAGCACACAGGCCAUUACACGGCUGCUCAAGUCCAAAGAAGCAGCUGCCGCUGUCGAUGUCCGGACCUGGCCAACCAUCCUAGAUACAGAUGACAUUCCAAAAAAGAAGGUGGCUAGCAUUUUCAGACCGCCCUCCCCAGAUGUGCUUGCAUACCUGGACUUCAGUGUGUCGACCACAGGGAUCUUAGCUGGAGUUAAGAUGUCACACGCAGCCACAAGUGCCUUGUGCCGCUCCAUAAAGCUUCAGUGUGAACUGUACCCCUCACGGCAGAUCGCCAUCUGCCUGGACCCCUACUGUGGCCUCGGCUUCGCACUGUGGUGCCUGUGCAGCGUCUACUCUGGACACCAGUCAGUUCUCGUCCCCCCACUGGAACUGGAGAGUAACGUGUCCCUCUGGCUGUCCGCCGUCAGCCAGUACAAGGCCCGGGUCACCUUCUGCUCCUACUCAGUCAUGGAGAUGUGUACCAAGGGCCUGGGUGCUCAGACAGGCGCCCUUAGGAUGAAGGGGGUGAACCUGUCAUGCGUGCGCACGUGUAUGGUAGUGGCUGAGGAGCGGCCCCGGAUCUCGUUAACACAGUCGUUUUCCAAGCUGUUCAAAGACCUGGGCCUCCCCGCUCGUGCUGUGAGCACCACCUUUGGGUGCAGGGUCAAUGUGGCUAUCUGCCUCCAGGGCACAACAGGCCCAGAUCCCACGACUGUCUACGUGGACAUGCGGGCACUGCGCCAUGACAGAGUUCGCCUGGUGGAACGGGGUUCUCCGCAUAGUCUACCAUUGAUGGAGUCUGGAAAGAUCCUCCCAGGAGUGAAGGUCAUCAUUGCACACACUGAGACCAAAGGGCCUCUCGGAGACUCACACCUGGGCGAGAUCUGGGUGAGCAGCCCCCACAAUGCCACGGGGUACUACACGGUCUAUGGGGAGGAGACACUUCACGCGGACCACUUCAGUGCCCGGCUGAGCUUCGGAGACACCCAGACUGUUUGGGCAAGGACUGGCUACCUUGGCUUCCUCCGCAGGACAGAGCUGACGGAUGCCAGCGGAGAGCGACAUGAUGCGCUGUAUGUCGUUGGGUCUCUGGAUGAGACGCUGGAGCUGAGAGGCAUGCGGUACCACCCCAUUGACAUAGAGACCUCUGUGAUCCGUGCACACAGGAGCAUCGCGGAGUGUGCCGUGUUCACCUGGACCAACCUGCUGGUGGUGGUGGUGGAGCUGGAUGGCCUGGAGCAGGACGCCCUGGACCUGGUGGCCCUGGUGACCAAUGUCGUGCUGGAGGAGCACUACCUCGUGGUGGGCGUGGUGGUCAUUGUGGAUCCUGGAGUGAUCCCCAUCAACUCCCGGGGCGAGAAGCAGCGCAUGCACCUGCGAGAUGGCUUCCUGGCCGACCAGCUGGACCCCAUCUAUGUGGCCUACAAUAUGUGAGCCCAGCCGGGCAGCGCCGGCUCUAGGGAUCAGCAGGGCUCUGAGGCCAAGCUAGCUACAGGGUCUCUGCCCUGGGGGGAGGGGUCUCAGGCGUCACAGGCUCCAGGCUGCGAGUACUUUUCAGAUCCUCUCAGCAGUGUCCUGAAUGCCCCGUUAGAACAUUCUCCGAACCAGCUAAAGCAGUGUUUUGGAUCUGCCAAGUAUAACUACCAAAACAUGGGUGACUGGGAAGGAGAGGCCUGGUGUUAUGCUGCGGGCAUUGCCUACGCCACGGCUGCUCUCUGAUCUGCUGCAAGCUUGCACUUUUUUUAGGCUAAAAAGAAAUUAUUCCUGAUUUCUAAAUAUAUAAUUUCCUGAUUAUUUAUUCCCACUUGUAAUAACAAGCAGAUAUGUAAAGUCUAUGCUGGAGAGGGCUCUUGAGUCAAGCCUGCCCAGGAAAGCUGACGAAAAAGGGCAGCCCACCCUCCACGCUCAGCCCACCUUCCACACUCAGCCCACCUUCCACGCUCACAACCCACCUUUCACGCUCAGCCCAGACUCCACGCUCACAGCCCACCCUCCACACCCACAGCCCACCCUCCAUGCUCAGCCCAGACUCCACGCUGCCGCAAGGCCCCCUCCCUCCCUCCAGUCCGAUUACUAAAGCCUGUGUGCGCGUGUAUGUGUGUGUGAUCACUACUGCUCUCAGCAAGUGCCAUUUUGGACUGUUUAGUUAGAUCCUAUUUCAGAAAGAUAAACCAGCAUUUAAUUUAAAAUCACUUCGGUAGCCUGUAACUUCGUAACAUCUAAACUGUGAGUUCUCACGGCAUCACAGUAUCCAUCCCCUCAUGAAGCUUACAGACUUAUUUUUGUGAACAGGUCUGGGUGUAUGAGUGGCAACCUAAGGUCUCCUCACUGUGCUAGCCAGGCCUCCUACACAGCCGAGUUGCCAUGGGUGCCCGUCUGUCUAGAGUGGACAGAGCUGCAGCCUCUUGGCUUCGCAUUUGAGUUAUGUGCCUAUAAAACUUGGCCAAACCAUUUUUUUUUUCAGUUAAUCUUAUCCAAACUUGAAAUCUGAGUGAUCUAAUAUUGUACUUAAGUCAGAAAAGAGAAUGUAAAAAUCUUUUAGAUACUUAAUAAGAGUUUGAAGUCAAGCAUGAAUCUAAGAUUAUUUUUAUAUGACUAAUCAAAGAUUAAUGUUAUUGAGUUGUUGGGGUUUAGGGACUUGGAAGGAUGGAGAUGUUUAUGAAUCACAUCGACUUCACAGAGACAGCUAGAUUGUGCUAGGGUUAGCCUGGACAUGUGCAUCGCGAGUCCCGCUGACAGGUUCUGUCCUCGUAUCUCACAUCGGGAAGCAGCACUGCGUGGUAUAGCCCUGUUGCUCAUGGUAUCAAACUGUGGUGUAGUAUGUUAAAACAUACUGGAAUUGUAAUAAUCCCGCUAUAACUAUGUACAGAAUCCAUGUAACUUAUUGGCCUCAGAGUCUAGCGGCAGACUGAUAGGGUUCGCGGUAGACGGCUGUGAAGGAGACCGGAACUACCCAUCCGCCGUCUCAACGUUGUCGUUUUAGAGCAGACAGCGCCUGUAAACUUUUUGUAUUGAAAACUCAGUGGCAGUAAGAACGUAUCUGGUAAGUAAAGGUUUUAGGAAUCAUGUUAAAAUGUUUUAAGGUUACUCUCUGGGAAUUCUGUAUAUCACACUAAUUUUUUUAUAUCAUGUUAAUAAAAGCUAUUGACUUUGUAA